GUCACAAGCACUCUGGUGUUAGUUGCGGCGAGGUGCGCCAGAUAGCACUGCUUCAGAAUCGCAAUUUAAUCUGAGAAGCAGUGCCAUGAGUAGUGAUCUUCUCUUUUUAUCACUCUUAUUACUGUUCUGAUAAUGAAUGGCAGCGAGCGGGAAUGAUAUUCAGAGGUUGAUCGUUCAUCCUCACAGUUUCGUUUGGUUUCUUGAAGAUAGAAGAUUGUUCUUGUGUUGUUCGUCGAGUUUGUGUGGUGGAGCACUCCAGCAGUGAACUGUCAAACGUUUUAGAAAUCAUUUUUCAAAAUGCCUACUGUGAUAUCCAAAUACUUAGACACUGCAGCAGCAAAAUAUAAUAUUAGAAAAGAGCAUUUAACACGUGGUGUGGUUACUGGUGUGGUGGUUUUAUAUUGUCUAAAAAUAGGUUACCCAUAUAUUCAAUCCCUUUGUAAGCAAAGUGUUAAAUCUGAAACUAAUGCAAAACAAUCAUCAUCAAAAGUGGUCACUGAAAAGAAUGGGAAAGCUAUUUGUUGCACUUCAGAAAAGAAGGAUGUCAAUAAAAAUAAUGCAAAGAACAGGAGGAGGAGCAAACUCCAAGUUCUUAUUGAGCGAAUUGCAAGGAGAAUACCGCUCAUCAAUCCUGAGUUUGUAUUUCAGCUGUAUCGUUUAGGGAAGUUAAUGGUUCCUGGGAUAUGGACUGCAGAAGCUGGUUUAUUGUUUGUGCACACAAUGGCACUUGCCACAAGAACUUUUCUCUCAAUUUAUGUGGCAUCAAUGGAAGGACAGAUUGUGAAGUACAUUGUUAGACAGGAUGUUACUCAAUUUGCCCUUAUGUUGUUAAAAUGGCUUGGAGUAGCAAUUCCAGCAACAUUUAUAAAUUCUCUUAUACGAUAUUUGGAGAACAAAAUAGCUCUGGCAUUCAGGACACGGCUUGUCAACUAUACUUAUGGCCUGUAUUUCAAACAACACACAUACUAUCGAAUUGCAAACUUGGAUGGACGAAUUGAAAAUGCUGAUCAUCGCCUCACUGACGAUAUAACAGCAUUUACUUCCUCUAUAGCCCACUUAUAUUCACAUAUCACAAAGCCACUUCUUGAUUGCCUUUUAAUUGUGAUGGCUCUUGCUAGAACAAACAGAAAAAUGGGCUCUUCUGCUCUACCAGGACCUCUUUUGGCAACGGUGGUCAUUAUGCUUACUGGACAGAUUCUUCGCGCAGUUUCUCCCAAGUUUGGAGCAUUAGUGGCAGAGGAAGCCAAUCGUAAAGGAUAUCUCAGAUAUAUACAUUCCAGAAUUAUAACAAAUGCUGAAGAAAUUGCAUUUUAUGGUGGAGAAAAAGUUGAAAUUAAUCAUUUGUCAAAAGCAUAUGCUUCUCUGGCAACACAAAUGAACGCCUUGUUUUCUCAAAGACUGUGGUAUAUCAUGCUUGAGCAGUUUCUUAUGAAGUAUGUGUGGAGUGGAACGGGUAUGAUAAUGGUAUCUCUGCCUAUCCUUGCCGCAAACAAAUCAUCCAAACGUUCCUCUGAAAUAUCUGCAGAUGAUACACCUGAUGGGGGAGUAAGCGAAAGAACCCAGUACUUCACAACUGCCAGAAACUUGUUACUUUCUGGUGCUGAUGCUGUUGAGAGACUAAUGUCAUCGUACAAGGAAGUUGUUGAAUUAGCUGGUUACACAUCACGCGUGAGUGAUAUGCUAGAUGUGUUUGAAGAUGUGAGUCAAGGCAAAUAUUAUCGUUCUACUGUGUCUGGAUCUGAAAAUAAAUCGUCAAAGAAUACAUCAGUAAAGUUUCAGUUGGAGUUCAAGGAUGGUCAACCUAUUCCUCAGGGUAUCAUUCAUGAAACAACUGAUGGAACACUUUCACUUCUUAACGUGCCUAUCAUAACUCCCAACUGUGAUGUUGUUUGUCCCAACUUAACUUUAAAAGUAGAUCAUGAUAUGCAUUUGCUUAUCACUGGACCUAAUGGCUGUGGUAAAUCAUCCUUGUUCCGUGUUUUAAGUGGUCUCUGGCCAGUAUAUGCUGGUGAUCUGUAUAAACCGCCCAUCUCCCAUAUGUUUUAUAUACCACAAAGACCAUAUAUGCCCUUGGGAUCAUUGGCUGAUCAAGUUAUAUACCCUGACACUUUAGCAGAUAUGAAAGCAAAAGGCAAAACUUUUGAUGAUUUGCAACAGUGCUUGGAAUUGGUUCACCUGGCAUACAUUGUAGAGAGAGAAGGUGGUUGGCAUGUUGUGCAAGAUUGGAAGGAUGUCUUAUCAGGUGGUGAGAAACAACGAAUGGCAAUGGCAAGACUAUUUUACCACAGGCCUAAAUUUGCUCUUCUCGAUGAAUGCACCAGUGCUGUGAGCAUUGAUGUAGAAAGUGAUAUAUAUCAAUCGGUGAAAGAUGCAGGAAUAACUUUGCUUACUAUUACUCAUCGACCUUCUUUGUGGAAAUUCCAUACACAUUUACUGCAGUUUGAUGGGGAAGGAGGCUGGAAAUUAGAGUCUUUAGAUUCUAAUGUUCGUUUGACAUUGAAAGAGGAGAAAGAAAAGUUGGAGGCUCAGCUGGCUGAUGUUCCAAGUGCACAGGAUAGGCUAAAGGAACUUUGUAAAGUGCUGGGUGAAGAUUCAAAGGUCUUGUCAUCGGAGUAGGAAAUCUAGAGUUAAGCAACUGAUUUUCCAUUCACUCUUUACAGGGUAAGGUUUUUAUAAUGCAAAUCCAUAGCCCAUAGCUCAAAUGUGCCAAAGGGACAGUUCAGUUACACAAUUUACUUUAAAUUAUUCCAAUGAACCACAGUAAGAUUGUGGAUAUCUUUCCAAACUGGAAAGACUUUUAUUGACUCUUGUAUUUCAUUUUCCAUGUUGCUGGGUGACAUGGGGAAGUUGUUAAAGGAAGUAACUUUUUAAGUAAGAAUUAUUUAUAAAUUGAUGUGUGAUUGGAACAUUUGUAUCAGAAUGUUUCAUAUGUUGAUAUAGCUUUAAUUUAAAAGUAUUUUGUAUUGUUAUUUUCUGUUGCCUGUUAUGUAUAAGAUUAAAAGAAUAUGGAAACUGAGUGCAAUAUUUUUCUUAUGCUUUCCUAAGAAUAUAGUUCAUCCUGUUACUUUACUUGCAUAAAUGUAGGAUCAGAAGUUAGUACAUGAAUUUUAUUUUUUAAUAGCAUUUCUUGGAUGUGUAUCAGUUGGGUAUAUUAUUCUGGUUUAUUUUAUUUGCCAUUAAUAAUAUAAUAUCACAUGUAGUGGGCUGUGCUUGUGUAUUAAUUUGUAGCUGGUGUUUGCUUUAGCUUUUUUGUAAUAUUGGGAAAGCAUGACUUAUCAGCUUGUCAGAGACUUGAUACUAUUCAUUAAAACAAUGAAACGGGAAUCCUUCUUAUUUGAAUAUCUUAAAAGCAUGUUGCUAAAGUAAUGGUACAAAAGUACUUUCUGUUAGCUCUCUGUUUUCCUUGUUAAAAUGAUUAUGAAUGUGUUGGUUGUUGUAAAUUGGAAAUUUUGAAUACUAUUUUUUUAAUGUUUAUGUUUUAGACUAUGUUAUUAUUAAUAUAAUCUUCUUGAGUUUUUUCAUAGAAUCCUAUAUUGUUUAAAUUAUAUUUAUGGUAUUCUAAAAUUUUGCAUAGAUUUCUAUUGAAGUUUGUUGUGUGUAUAUAUACAUGCAUACAUCUGUGUCUUUGACAUGUAACUUAGGAAGAAAUUAAUCGACUGAAGCAUUUAUAUUAGAUUCAAAUUUCUUAAUUUCACUUUCGUGCUCACAAAAACUUUUCUUGUUUGUUUCUUUUCAAAUAAAAUAUAACAGCAUAAGAAAUAAAGUAGCCUUAGUGCUGGAAACACAUUACUGAAUAGCAUCAGUCCAUAGUUUGUCAUUUGUGAAAUUUUAAGGAAUACAUUAAGAAUCUCUUGUCUUUACAAAUAAAUUGCAAUGAUAAAGUGCAUUUAACUUUUGGAGAAAGUCUGAUUUUUGUUAUUUGCACUUAUAAAGUUUAUUUUUAUCUCCUUAGUUCCUUUUCUGAUUGAAGUGAAGAUGUAGUCUUUUUUAAACAAUUAGUGUGCAUGUGGUUAAACUGGUUUGGUAGUUACAGUAAUUGAAGAAUUAUAUUUAUUGACAAAUUGCAUUGAAAAGCAACAUUUCAUAAAUAAUAAAGAAGCAAUGAUUGGAUUUUGUUUUACUUAAAAAGUACUCUCUUUAACUGCAGAAUAAUUUGGAUGCUAAGUUGAUGUGGUGCAUCUAAGCCCAUGAAGCAUUUAAAUAUUAAAUGAAAAGUGUUUUUUGUUGAUGUUACAAUGUAUGUUUGGCAGUAGUUCUCCAUAUUCUUAUAAGUUGAGGAAAUGAAGCAAAAAAUUAGUAUAAUUAAAAUUAUGAAAACUUAAUGUUUCGUGUAAAAGUGCUAUUAAUCAAAUCUGGUUUGAGUGUACUGUAUAUUCAAAUCUUGUACACCCAAAUCAGCAAACCAAAAGCAAGAGGAGAAGAAAUACUGUAAUGGAAUUUGGUAAUUUUGAAUGUUAAGUCAAUUCACAAAUUAUUUAGAAUAGAAGCAUAUGGAAAAUUCCAUCGCUUCACAAAAUUGUUUUGAGUGAAUUAUUGUAUCAUCAUGUCAUGCAAAUUUUAUCUGUGAAAUGUCAAACUUACAGUGAUGUGUUAAGUUCUUGUUUUUUGUAGUUGAAUUUUAGUAAUGACACUUUAAAUUUAUGUAUAUUAACACAUCAAAUCCUUUCUAAUAGAUACUUCUCUAGCCUACGAAGGGUAUCAAUGUUUCAACAUCAGUGACUUGUACUACCUUUAAAUACUCAUGCCUACUUCUUGAUACAUGCAUUGCCUUGAACUUUUACUGUACUUGCAUGUAUACAGGAUAUUUGUGUGAUCUGUGUUGGUGCAGUGACCAAUAUCAUUUUGUUGAGUCUUGGGUACCAGUGACAGAUAUAUAUUACUUUUAUAUUUUUAGCACAUUUAUUUCAUAUCCCAGUUUGUCAAUAAUGAAUUAAUUACUGGUUCUUAUUAAUGACAAAAUGUAGUUUUAUGUUUUUAAGUGAUCAGUGGUUUGACAACUAUAUAUUUUGAGAUGUUGUCAGAAGUUGAAUGCACAAUUAUUUUAAUGAAAAAAAGUGACACAUUUUUUUGCAUUUCCAACAACUUUUUUAAGCCCUUGAGGCCUUAUUGAUUCAUUUUAGUAGCUAAUUCCACCGCCUUUGGAUUCUUGUUUUGUCUUGUAUUCAAAUUUAUUAAUAUUCUUUAUUCUUAAAUUAGUGAUUUAAAAAGUGUUUACAUAAUCUCUGUAUUAAAAAAGUUGUUGAAGAUCAGUGAAUUUACAAAGGAUAGCAGAAGUAUUUUGAUGUACAUCCUUUGAAUGAUUUCUCUUACAACUAAAACUAACUUUUCUCAAGUUUAUUUUUUGUGUUAUUUUUCACUUGUGACUGGACAGUGUAGUAUAUUUCAGUAUAAAAUCCUUGUCCCAAUAUUUAUACAGUGGCUCUCCUUGAAGAUUUGGGUAUACAAAUGUCUAUGAGAAUACUUUAUUAGGAAAUACAAAACAACAAAGUUGUAGUUCACUCUGGUAAUUGUUAACUGUAUAUCCAUAUGGUAUUGAGUAGUUGACUUUCAUUGGAUUCAAGCAGCAUCUUUGGAUAAUUAUUUUUUUGUUCAUUAGUAAUUUUAAGAGCAAAAUAAAUUAAUUUUUCUUAAUGAAAAAUGUAACAUUUGAAAUUUGAAAAACAUAAUAUUUGAAUCGACAAUGCAGAGUGAUGAAAAUGUUGCUUUUAUCCAUGAAAAUUGAUUUACUAACCAGCUACUGUAAAUUUGUUCUGGCAGCUACUGAGUACUUCAAUUGUUUGGAUAAAAUUCUUUAUACUGAUAUGUUUGGAGCCAUUUCUUAAGUAUUGGAUUAUCUACAUAUGACAUAAAACUAGCAUUGAAAAUAGUUGAUAUUUUCUAUUAUUGUCUUUUAUUGUAAGAACUGGUAUCGAUUCAUUAUUUCUAGUAUUUAUUGAAAGAGAAAUUACCAUUGUGCCUGAAGACUUACACCUACAAUACAGUGACUGUAAAUGAUGCGAAAGAUUGGAAAAUGAGAAUGAAACAUUUGAAAUGCCCAGACCAAUUUUUACAAAGUUGAUUGGAAAUUAUGUCAAUACGGGAUUCCAUUGAACUAGCGAACGAUUCUGUAAAAGAGUGAAAUAUUUUGGAGACCAUGAAUUGUGUUGAUUUGAUGGUAGAGUGGUGAUCUAAUCAUUUGACAUAACUUUUAAUCAUGACAGUCAUGCAUAUAUAUAGAGACUUGGUGUUGAUCACGCAAGUAUUUUGUUAUUUCUACAAUUACAAAAUACAAGUACAAACUGAAAUUACAUCUUGUAUAUUUUGUUACAUUAUCUUUCAAAGAUGGAAGGUAAGAGUGGUACAGGUAAAAUGCAUAUAAAAUAGUUCAUCUUCAGAAUGUACUCUACUAGCCAGGUAUUUUAAUCCUUAAUUUAAUUUAUUCUCGUUUUGCAAAAUCAUUUCAAACCAAUGAGAAUUAAACUUGUAUUUUAAAUCUUGAAAUCAUUUAAUUAAUUUUUUGCUUUUAUACUCAAAUAAAUAAACUAGAAUUUCAAAAGAGUACACUUGUAAUUAAAUGUAAUCACAAAAUACAGAUACAGCUAAAUGCAUUGUAAAAUGGUUUUUUGUACAGUGACCCAGAUGGCAUUGUGUGUUUCAGAGAUAUACUCAUUUUAAUUUAGAAUUUAUAUUUAAAGAAUUUGUGAUCCUUCUUCAAGUAAUUCCUGGUGCAGUAAUUUUCAGAAAAAGAACUCUGAAAUUGGUAUAACAUGAUACUGGCAUGCCCUUCAGCUUUCUUAUUGUAGCCACCCACUUUCUCUUGAAAGUGAAAAUGAGAUUUACAUAAUGUUCUAAAAAUAGGUAAUCUAAUUUCUAUUUGGUGUAUUUGGGUCUUCCACAUAAAUACAUUGAUUGGUGCUUGUAGAGUAAUAUAAAUUACCAUUCUUUGCUGAGGAAAUUUGCUUGCUUCCUAAAUUAGAGUAUUUGUCAUUGUAGUUACAUGCUGACAAAUAAUACAUUAAAUUAGCUUAUUCCAUUUUUCAACAUAUUACUAGGAAUACUUUUAUCUGCUAAACUUGAGCAUCUUUAUUAAUUCUGUUAUACUGGAUUAUUCUGUUCUGUUAUACUUGAAUUGAAAUAUUUAUUAGUUUCAAUUUUUUAUUGAUGCUUCCUCACAUACUAUCCUACCUGGUAGAUAUUUCAUUGUUCCUUUAUUCAUAUAUUGAAAUUUUUAACCUUAAUCCAAAGUGAUUAUAUAGAUAAUGCAGAAUUGAUAUAAACAAAUUAUUUUUAUAGACAAUUUUUGCAGGCUGUACUCUUGUAAUUCAUGGCAUUGCAUUACUUCUAUUUAAUGUAGUUUUUGGUUGUCAGUAUUAAUAAUUUAAACUCUGUAAACAAUUCAAUGCAGUAUGUAAGAGUAAGAUGGUAAUGUUGAUCAUAAGACUGUUCCAAUUGUUCUGAGAUAUUUUCAAUUAUAUAUUUCUUUGUGGAAAAUUAAUGUUUUUUGUUGUAGAUAUUAUUUUCCUAUAUCUCUUUUAUUUCAGCCUUAAUAAUUCAUAGUCUGUUUUAAAAUGACCUUAGUUAAACUUAUCUGUAUUAUUGCAAUAUGAAGUGGUCUAGUGUUUAUUAUUUACUAGAAUAUUUUUUUCUAUAUAUUUUUUACUAUAUAUAUAUAUUUUUUUUUUGUUUUGAAAAAACAAGGAUACAAAUCUAAAAAUCCAUUUUUUAAAUUUGGAAUGUUUAUGUAAUUUCUUUACUCUUCAAUUAUUUACUUCUGUGUUCAAACAAAAAUAUUCAGUUUAAAAAAACACGAAAGCAAAUUACACAGCAAAUCAUCAGAAUGUAUUGAAGUAAGUAUUGUGAAUUUAUUGAUAUUGAAACAUGAAAGAAGUGCAAUAAUAGCUUAUAUUUUAAUUUUUAAAUUUAUUAACUAUUAAGUAAAUGUUUUGUAGAUCAUGGCAUUGUAUAAUAAUUAAACACUUAUGAAGCAUGAACAAUAUGAAGGUGUUUCACUAUAACUUUCUAAGAAGGAAAACAUCAAGGAUGAUUCAUUAUUUUGUGAUAUUUGGAAAUGAGCUAUGUUUAGUGGAUUCUUAAAUAUGUUUAACAUUCAUUAAACAUGUCUGUUACAUUACUCAUCAGUAGAAUAACAGAUCCAAAUUCAUUCACACAAAUUUUUUUUGAAUGCAAGUUUGUAGGUUUUUGCUUAGUUUGAAACUCAAGAUGUCAAAAAAUUAGUAUAAAAAAAACAUUUUUACAUGAUGUUACGGGUGAACUUGACAAUUCGUUACUCAUAUUACGUCUCUCUUCCUCUUAGAUAAGAAAACUAUUCACGUUUUAUAGCUGAAGAAUUUUCCUUCACUUUACUUUUAAAGACUUUUACUUGAUUUGAUACUUUGGUAUGUAUAUUUAGUUACUUUUUAUUUUGUUAAAAGUUUGACUUCUUGAAGAUGCACAGUAUUUUAUAGCAUUAAAUAGUAAAUCAUGAAAUUUGGUGUGAUUUUUACGUAAAAUUAUGUUAAUUAUAAAAAGCGAAUACUUUAGUUAAUCAGGAUGCUCAUGGUUUAUCAGGAUUUAUUUGAUUUAUGUUUUGAACAUUUCAAAUAAAGAUAAAACAUUAAUGAAGAGGAAGGGACUUGUAUUGUCUAUUGCAAAGAGGAAUGCUUUUCUCAUUCUGCAGCAGUUUCAUUAUCGCCCCUUUGUUUAUUUGAUGGUAAUAAUCAAACUGUAACGUAUCAAGAAAUUUAGGUUCUGAAUAUUGUUAUGGAAUUUUUUAUUUGUGUAUAUUCCUGGAACGUUUCAUUGAAGGAAAACUAUGCUGAGAUUCUUAAUGUGAUAAUAGCUUUGGGAGUUUUGUUCGAAAUGUUUCAUUAUCAAUUUCAAUUUCUUGAAGGAUAAGAAUGAUUAUAGCUGCUCAACCUGUCAACGAUAAAUAAGUGACAUUAAAAUUCAUUCUAAAUUACAUUAAUGGCUAGUGUUAUAUUGUCACUGUUUAAUUUGGACGUUGAUGAUUUACAUAAUCUUCUUGCACACUGAAGUUUGGGUAUUGUGACAGUUAAAAAUUUAGUGUUCGCUAUUGUGAGGCUAUAAAUCAAUAUAUAAUUAAAGUACAUUUCUUUGUAAACUUAGUAUAUUGGGAAGAGAAUGCAUUUGCUGUCUGGGUUGCUUUUCUGCUUCUUUAUGAUAAAUGUAUAUUCUUUAAUGAAUGGUUAAACAAUAUGCAUAAUUGAAACACCAACAGAUAUUGAUACUUUUUUAUGGCUUUUUAAAUGUAGAUAAACAUUUAAUUGUAUUACGAGCUGAAAUUGUGUGAAUGGUAUAUACUAGUGUGUUGCCACUUGUGCAUGUAUUAUGGGCAUAAUUAAGAAUGAUAAUUUAUUCACAAUUACAUCUGUGAUUGCUACAUUUUUUUAAAUAAUAGUAUGGUGCCUAUUGCAUUGUAUAGAUAAAUUUUUUUAAUUAGCUUUAAAAAUAAUGAAGAGAUAUAUUUAGAAAGUGUUUAAGUACUCACAUGUACAAAAUUGAAAGAGAAACUUUUUCAUUUAUCCAUAUAUCCAUAGGAAUAGAAGAACUUAGAGACUGAAUAUGAAACUUCACAUAAUUUCUGAAAAUCUUCUCAUAGAAUUCUUGAUAUUAAAACCUAAUAUUCUUUAUCCUAACAAUUAUGAAUAUAUUAAAAAUAUUGUAUGCUUACAUUCAUCAAUUUAUUUACUGAUAAGACCUUAAAGAAAGGGUAUCUGAUUGUUUAUUUGUGUUGGUUUUUUUGUUAGUGUUUUAGUUUAAAGGAAGGGAAAUAUCUUGAAAACAAAAAUAUUGGAAAACUUGUUGGCUCCAUUUAUGAUUUGUGGUGGACUUUGUGACUGCUCUUUUAUAUACAUGGUUGUCUAUUCUGUUACAAAUAUGAGAAAAGUUGAGAUUAUUUUUACCUUUAUUUUGUAUAUGAAUUUUUUUGUUUGCUAGUUUGCAUAACUACACAGUUGAAGAAUUUGAUAUCUAAAAUGUCUUAAAUGUGUGUUCUGACAAAUCUUACAAUACUGAUACUAUUGCUACCACAUUACCAUAGAUAACCUUGUAAUGCAUACAGGUGACAGGUCUGAUGACUAUUACAGAAGAUGAUCUAUUACAGAAGCAACAACAAUUAUAUUUUGAGUGUAAAAUUUAUUUUUGAAAUUGGCAUUGCAAGUUUUAUAUUUAUGUAUAGUUUUAAUUUAUUUAAAAAAAAUGUGGAAAAUGCAGUUUUUGUAUUUUUAAGAUAUAGCUGAAUAGCAUAUUUUUUUAAAAAUAACUGACUUUAUUUUUGAGUUACAGAUGAACACAACAAUGAGAGAUGAGUUGUAUUUAUUCACUCUGAAAAAAAGUUAAUCAAAAAAUUGAUAAAGUUUUCAGUGGGUAAAAGGGUAAUGUAAUAGUAGCGUUACACUCAGCCCAUGUUCGAAUAUUAUUUGUUAGUUUUACUUGAAAGUUAGAUAAGGUUAUACUGUAAAAUUAAAAAGUAUUCUGUAAAUUUAAAUUGUACCUAUAUUCAAAAGUAUGAAGAAAAUUCAAGAACAGAAAUAUAAAUCAGUAAUGAAUGAAUAAUUUGUGAGGAAGGUGAAACAGCUGCAGUGAAUUAUGUAAUGCUCAUUGUCAUUUGUUUUGUAUCAUAAUUUUCCAUUUGCUUUAGUUUGUUUUUAAUUGUUCAUUUUAUUUAUAUAUGCGAUAUUAAUAUUAAGAAAUACUUCUACUUCUAGAAGUAUAUUCUGAAAACUGAACGGAAUUUCAUGUUAAAAUGUUUUUUGUGUAUGAUGUAGCUUAUAAUUUCAUCUGUAGAAUAAGAAUCAAUUUUAUAUCACACAUCUUGCAGAUGAAUUCAGUUUUGUUUAAGUACUUGCUUCUUGUCUUGAAUCAUUUUAUUGUAGGCAAAAUUAAGCAGUAAGACAUUUGUGACAAUAAGUGCAAGAAAAACUUCAAGAGGCAAGAGCAUGCCUAAGUAACUUUGUAUGAAACAUAGUUAACAUUUAAAUUUUGCGUCUUCUUAUUUUUCAACCUUGUAGUAAAUGUAUGGCAUUAUUACUAACAUAUAAUAUUUUUUAAUUUGUUUUGAUCUUUAUUUAUAGUUUAUGAAAUCUUUUGUUUUAUGAAUAUUUAUGUUAUCUAAGUGUUAAAUAGAACAUAUUGAUAUUUUGUUGUUGCUGACCUGUACCUAUUUGUUGCAAACUUGUGAGAACUGAUUCAGUGCUGGAAAUUCAAUUGUUUACGGAGUUAAUAUUUUUAGUGCUUAGCAUUUGUUGCCAAAACUCAUGUGUGUAUGUAUAAAAUAUGUGAAAAAUAGAUUCUUUUAUGUUUUGUUGGUUGUGUUAAAAACAAAAACCAUUCAUUACUCAUUCUGAGUAAUUUUCUGUUUUCUGAUUCCUAACUGGUGACCAAUCUCAUAUAUACAUAUUGUUGGGAUUGUGUCAAUAUUUAGUAGCAGCAUUGUGUAUUACAUGACUGCUGAUUGGACGUACCUGAUAUGUAUAAGUACAUGAAAUACAAGCUUUAGACUGGAUAAUAAUUUAAACUGAUUAAUAUGUGAACAAUGAAACUAAUUCAUUUAUACAAUAGAUAUUUACUGAUUAAAUCUAAUAUCAGUCAUUUAAGUGAAUAAGAAAAAGGAAUUUAAACAAGUAUUUUUUCAUAUAUCUCAUCUUGUAGGAUUUUGUGUGCCUUCCGCAGAAUUUUAUUUAUGAAAUGAGGUUUGAAAAUACAUGUAAUCUAACAGUUUGGAAAAUGGCCAUGGAUUACUGAAUUUAAACGAAUAAUACAUUAUAUGAUUGUUCUGUUUUAUGUUGAAAAUAUUUGUUAUAUGUUCAUUGUACAUCGUAUUGUAUUUCUUUCCUGUACUUCAGAAUGCCAGUGUAGUUUUCAUUUCUGAAACUGAUACAUAUUACUUAUUAUAAACAGACAAAUAAAGUUGUGUUCCUUUUGGGUUUUUAUCUAGUCAUGUUUGUUUUCAUGAUAAAUGUCAUUUUUUUACUCUGCAGACGCUUUGAAAAUAUUUAUAUGAGGUACAGGCAUGAUAUGCAAUAAUUAUUUUUUGUUUUGUCCAUCAGAAAAGUCAUGUAAAGACAAUGACAAAAAUAUAUUUUGUAUAAUUUAGACAAUUAUGUUUUUGAAUAAACAAUUUAUCUCUAAUUUAAUUCUGUAUAGUUAUUUUCUAAACAUGGUCCUUGGAAAAAAGUAUAAGGUG
Messenger RNA from Gryllus bimaculatus (two-spotted cricket), 12184 nucleotides. The record is from the annotation of a GenBank genome assembly. Lineage: Eukaryota; Metazoa; Arthropoda; Insecta; Orthoptera; Gryllidae.